This is a messenger RNA of Yarrowia lipolytica CLIB122, 1326 nucleotides long. RefSeq lists its product as uncharacterized. NCBI's taxonomy places the organism in Eukaryota, Fungi, Ascomycota, Dipodascomycetes, Dipodascales. Gene Ontology annotation, biological process: DNA replication, synthesis of primer. The record is from RefSeq and is a predicted model, not a curated record. Gene Ontology annotation, cellular component: alpha DNA polymerase:primase complex.
AUGAACGAUGUCAUGGAACAAAUUGAGGAGCCUCUUCCUGAGAUUCCAGAGACGCGACAACCCGAGACUUCGGUUAGCGCCCCCGAGGUUGAUUUUGAGGGCCUCGGACUCUUUUACUCGCGUUUCUUUCCCUUCAAGACGCUUCAUCGAUGGCUCAACCACUCUCCCCGAAAUGGACGAGACUUUGCUUAUCGAGAGUUUGCCUUCACUCUGAGAAACGGUGCGUAUCUGCGAUUCAACUCAUUCGCGGAGGAGCGUGAAUUCAAGUCUCGAGUCGACGAUCUUGUUCCUGAGCGAUUCGAGAUCGGAGCGGUCUACUCACAUUCGCCCAAGGACCGAAAGAAGUUGCGAAAGGACGUGUUUAAGCCUGUCUCUAAGGAGCUCGUCUUCGAUAUUGAUAUGGACGAUUACGACAAAUUCCGAACGUGUUGUUCUGGAGCAUCCGUCUGCAACAAGUGCUGGAGAUACGUGCAGGUAGCCGUUAAGAUGGUCAACUCUGCUCUCAAGGAGGAUUUCGGAUACAAACACAUUAUGUGGGUAUUUUCGGGCCGACGAGGAGCCCAUGCGUGGGUCAGCGACAAGAAGGCUCGUGAUCUUAACGACAGACAGCGUUCUACAGUUGUUUCCUACAUUGCUGCAUUUGGAGACGCUACAGACAAGAGUGCUGCCGGCAACUCGAGUCUUCGACGUCCCCUGCAUCCCCAUCUUCAGCGGUGUCUUGAUAUCGCCACCACCGUAUUCAACGAGGUUGUCCUGCAGACCCAGGACCCUUGGGCCAAUGAGGAGGGCUCCAAAUUCCUGCUGGCGUUCAUUCCGGACGAAAAGCUGAGAAGAGCCCUGGCUGAGAAAUGGAAGAAGAACGGAGACUCUGCUAGCUCGGCAGACAAGUGGAGCGAUAUCGACAAGGUGGCUUCCUCGGGAGUAUCUGCGAACCUGGAUACCAAGAGGCUCGUCGAGGCCAAACAAAACGUGAUUCUAACUGUUUUCAUGCCAAAGCUCGAUGGAGCCGUGUCUCGAGGAACAGGCCAUCUUCUGAAAUCGCCCUUUUGCAUCCACCCAAAGACCUCCAACGUCUGUGUGCCCAUGGACGUCGACAGCCACACUCAUGAGUUGUUGUUCACCCCAGAGGAUUGUCCUAAACUGCAGGAGAUUAUUGACGACUUCAACAAUUACGAGGGAGAUGCUCAAGGUACUGUUUCCAAGCACGCUUCUGAUAAGACUCGACUCAAGCCCUUCGUCGAGGUGUUUGAUAACUUUGUGGAACCGCUCUUGAAGGAGGAAAUUGAGCGAGUCAAGGCUGCCAACGUGGGUUCGAUGGAGUUUUAG